Molecule: messenger RNA, 4635 nt
Organism: Xylona heveae TC161
Lineage: Eukaryota; Fungi; Ascomycota; Xylonomycetes; Xylonales; Xylonaceae
Exons: 3
Coding region: 324-4403 (1359 amino acids)
Biological process (GO): chromatin remodeling
Cellular component (GO): nucleus
Molecular function (GO): histone H3K36 demethylase activity; histone H3K9 demethylase activity
Source: RefSeq, a predicted model, not a curated record
GACGGGGGGGAAUUAUUAUCCACAAGUCCUCAGGCUCACCAUCUUGACCACCUUUGACCUGUCUCACUUUUGCUGAAUUCCUCCUACAUUUGUAUUCCCGUCAGUGAAGAGGACAAAUUCAGAGAGACAAGAAUAUUUUUUUCCAAUUCUGUUUGAAUGUCGCUGCUCUGAGGUCGCUGGCCUUUGCGCCUCGGCUUUCGUGAGUUCACGCAAACCCCCUCUCGUCCUACGAGUCGAUCAACAACUGCAGGCCUCCCCCACCCACGGCCGGGAAAACCUCCCAGUGAUUUGAGCGGCAGCUUGCUGUCGAAAAAUUACCUAUCAUGGCUGAUCCCGUUACAACGCCCCAAAAAGGUGCACAUGAAGAGGGCGAGACCAAGACCACAUUGACGCCACCAGCCAGCGAGGAAACGGACAACUUCGGUGCAUCUUCAUCAGAGCUGUCGGAUUUAGAACUGGAAGAUGAUGACAUUGGGGAAAUUGAACCGGACCAUUAUUACGGGGAUGGAAAGAUCCCAGUGUUUAAGCCUACUAUGGAUCAAUUUCGAAGCUUCCGAAAGUUUAUCGAUAAGGUUGAUAAGUACGGAAUGAAGUCCGGAAUCAUCAAGGUCAUCCCUCCGAAAGAAUGGCGCGACUCUCUUCCUGCCCUAGACGAGUCUAUCAAGUCAAUCAAAAUAAGGAACCCAAUCGAACAAGAUUUCGCCGGAGGCCAGGGAAGAUAUACGCAGGCAAACAUGGAGAAGCAGCGUUCCUAUAACCUUCCACAAUGGAAAGCUCUAUGUGAAGAGAGUAAUCACCAGCCCCCGGCCAAGAGGGGCGAACGAAGGCGUAACCAAGACCGGUUUAACAGAGGGCGACCUGGCGCGGCAGACUCUCCAGAGAAGAAGCGCCGAGCGACCAAGACAACGAGAGCGAAGCGUGGGCGCUCACCGAGCAAAGUAGCCGACAGCACGGAUGAUACAGAAUUACAACUCGAGGUGCCACCCACGCCUACCUCGCCUAGUAGGCUACCUGCCAAAUCGGAUUCGAACCAAGACAUUGCUGAAGCCAGGGUUAAAACGGAGAUGACCGACGAACAAGAUGAUGAUAUUAUGAAGAGCACAAAGCCCGGCCGUCAGCCAAAGUCAAUAUCGUCUCGGAGACGAAAUAAUCGACGUGACGCUGCUGAUGUGGUGGAUGAGGCCGCCUUUGAGGACUUCAACUACCGAAUGGAGAAUCUCGAAGAAUUCACGCCGGAACGAUGCGCCGAGCUUGAAGCGUCAUACUGGAAAUCUUUGACCUUUAAUAAGCCCAUGUAUGGCGCAGAUAUGCCUGGAUCGCUCUUUGAUGACUCGACCACGUCAUGGAACGUUUCUAAGCUGGAGAAUCUCUUGGAUGUACUAGGCUCAAAGGUGCCGGGUGUUAAUACGACAUAUCUUUACCUCGGCAUGUGGAAAGCAUCAUUUGCUUGGCAUCUUGAGGAUGUCGAUCUCUACAGCAUCAAUUACAUACAUUUUGGUGCCCCAAAGCAAUGGUAUAGCAUUUCGCAGGAAGAUGCCAGAAGGUUUGAGGCUGCUAUGCGGAGUAUUUGGCCCAACGAUGCAAAGCAAUGCAGCCAAUUUCUACGUCAUAAGACCUACCUAAUAUCGCCGUCGCUGUUGCAGUCGCAGUUCAACAUCAAGGUUAAUCGACUCGUUCACCAUGAAGGCGAGUUUGUUAUCACCUACCCUUAUGGGUACCACUCCGGGUUUAAUCUUGGCUACAACUGCGCUGAGUCGGUUAACUUUGCAACCGAGAACUGGCUGGAGUAUGGUCGCAUCGCCAAAAAAUGCGAUUGUGAAGCCGACAGCGUCUGGGUAGACGUCGGCGAGAUUGAGCGCAAGCUUCGCGGCGAGAAGACUCCCGAACUGUAUGAAGAGACGGAUGAAGAACUAGACGAAGGCGAGGAGAUGGGAGAAGACGCUGUUGCUGAUCUUCCCACUCCUCCUGGCAGUGUUGGUGGGAAGCCCAAGCAGCAGCGCGGCCGAAAACGCAAGAGGAGCGCCGAAGGUGCAAAGGGCAGCGUUAAGAAGGUCAAGGUUCGGGUCAAGGUUCCUGCCAAGGAACCUUGUGUCCUCUGCCCGAAUGAUAUGUCGUGUGACGAGCUGUUGCCUACGGAUAAUGGCAAAAGUGCUCACCGGCUAUGUGCUACUUACAUUCCGGAAACAUACGUCUCCAACGAGGGUGCUAAAGAGGCCAUUUGCGGCGUUGUCGAUAUUGAUAAGGCGCGUCUAAGCCUAAAGUGUAACUUUUGCCGGUCUAAACGUGGCGCUUGCUUCCAGUGCUCGCAGAAGAAGUGCACUCGAGCAUAUCAUGCAACGUGCGCUGCUGCUGCUGGAGUUCAGGUGGACAUCGGAAUGGUGCCGGUGUUUGGUGAGGAUGGGGUUGAAUACGCAGACAUUGGCAUCGAUUUUAGAUGCAGAUUCCACCGGGUGAAGAGGGGCAAGAACGUGACUGGAGAAAUGCUCGAAGAAGAUUCAUUGAUUAAGGAGUACGCAUCAUCAUUGCAGGCUCAGGAAGUUAUUCAAAUGCAAUUAUACCAAGGCGAAAUAUUUGCGGGCGUUGUGGUGGAGAAUCGCAAGGACGAGGAAAUGGUGCUUGUGGAUCUCUUGCCUGGUGGCGGUCGAAUGGAAGUGGAAUACAAAUGGAUUUUGGUUCUGAAUCCCAGCGACUCACAGCUGUCGAAACCAUCUGCAAAUGCCAAGCCACUACCAUCAAACAUGGCCAAACCCGGUGGAAUGCAGGAACGACAUGGCCCGCCCAAGGUCGAUGAUGCAUUCUGCGAUCCAGACGGACCGUAUGUGUGGUCAGAGUUCAACACAGCCGAGCCAGAGCGCAAUUCGACGCAGGCAAAGGUGGACUUUGAGAAACCCAACCAGAUCUGGCACUAUCUUGGAAAGACUUCGACAGAGGCCAGGGCUCAGUAUACUGAGAAUCCGGCGAAGGAGUUGCAUAAUCCCACAAGUAAUUUCCUUGAAAGUGUGAAGCCACCUCCCAUGUCACGAGUUGUGGCGGAGCGACGGUCUUUUCCGGCCACCCAUCCUUCAGGCUCAAGCUUUAUGCCGCGAGGUGGGACCGCUGCAUUGAACAAUCAUCAGCGCCCGAUCUCCUCAUCAAAAGAUGACCGACAAAAGAAGUCUGAAAAGGCCAAGGUUUUACCGCAGGCUCAGCGGGGCUAUUCAAUUGAUGCACAUGCAUUACAGUCUCAGCGAGAGUUUCAACGUGAUGCAGAGAAGCAGAAGACUCUUGGUCAUGACGAGCGCUCUCGUGGAGCAGUGGCAACAUCAAGCAGGCAGCCUGUAGCUCAGACCGCUCCUGCGAAACCAACUUUAGCCUCCCGGCAGCCAUCAUUUCCGUCUAGCCCGGGUCUGACUGGAAAAGGCCAUCAGUCUUCAUCUCGUCCACACCCGCCUUUGCCUGCGCAAGGGCGAGCUCCUAUGGCCAACAUGGAGCCGGGACCCUCUGUCUUGGCAGCCGCAGAUGCCAAUAAGGCGACGACUGAGCAGCGCGUUGCGGGACCGCAUGUAAACGUUAGCGGUGCAAAGUCCAAGCACCCUUUGGCGGUUUACCCAUAUCUUCGCAAUUCGUAUGAAAACCAUACGAGGAAAUAUUCCUCACCCUAUCAUCGAGGCGACCAUCUCAGCUCACAAUGUUCUCCGAGUUCCAGUUCGCCUCCCACGCCCGUUCACGUGCAGACGUCUUCUCCACAAUCGUAUCAACCGUUGCCGGCCCCGCCUUUGCAGCUUCAAAGCCAUCCUCCACCUCCUUCUUAUCAAUACUACCGCCACUCUCCAAGUCCAAUGUACCAACCGCAGGUACAACACAUACAAAGUCAGCACAAUCGCGCAACCCCACCGUCUACCUCCCUUGCUCAUUCUCGUCCUCCCCAUCCUCCUGUCUCAUAUUCUCAAACAACGACAGCAAAUGGCUCAACUCCGAUCAAGGCAGCUGUACCAUUACCACAUUAUCAAACGCCGCAGCAGUUUGACCAGCAGGUCCAAAGAGCGUCUACGCUUCCGCAGCCCCAUGGAGCAAGUUAUGAAGCAUUCUUUGCGGGAUUGAAGAGCGCGGCGGGAUCAAAUGGAACGCGUGGUGCGUUGAAUCGAGAUGGUCUUGUCGCACCGACUUCUCCACACCACAGCGGCACUAGUACUCCGGCGUUUGCACUGCAACCAUCUCGUUUGGUUCAAGGAACGCCAUUGAAAGGUCCAGCUCCCCAUGUCACAUUACCCGCACCACAGCCAAAUCAUGCUGCACUCUUCACCACGCCAAUACCUCCCCCGCAGGCGACAAUGACUGUACCUGAACGACAUGAAAGCCAUGCAACUCCUCCAGUCAUGUCUGCAGGCAACGUCCCUCCCGCGUCUAUUGUAGCAAGGGAUUGAUUUUACUUCUCUCCCAGCAUUUUCCUUUUUUGUUUCUCUCACUUAUUCACGCCCUAUUAUAACAAGAGCAAGGUGUCGCGGUCGUAGUGCUGGUUUCAUGGUACAUUCAAGGUGCGGUGUUCUGGUUGCGACAGUUUGUAUGAUGACAAGGUAUAUCAUUCACGUCUCAAGUUUCAAUUCGCAAGGAACGGCGUCUUUUCCUGGCCUUUUCUCUAGUCCUAUUUCAUAUUUU